Molecule: messenger RNA, 1185 nt
Organism: Phymastichus coffea
Lineage: Eukaryota; Metazoa; Arthropoda; Insecta; Hymenoptera; Eulophidae
Product: vacuolar protein sorting-associated protein 26C
Exons: 5
Coding region: 234-1133 (299 amino acids)
Biological process (GO): intracellular protein transport
Cellular component (GO): endosome
Source: RefSeq, a predicted model, not a curated record
UAUGGGACCGGGGCCUUUAGGAUGAUUUAAUCUUGUUAUCUACAUUAGAUGGUUAUACCGCAGGAUUGCAUUGCAGUAUGCAUUGCACGUUCAACGGUAUUUUAGUGCAUAAAAUAUUAUCUGAAGAAAAAUGGAACAAUAAUAUGAAUAAUUUUUGCCAAAAUAAUACAAUUAUAUUAUUACGUUAGAAUUUGUACUGUAAAUAGAUAGAAAAAAAUUGUUAAACUAUCGCGAUGUCAGUUAAUAUUGAUAUCAGGCUCAAACGAGUUAGCAAAAUCUAUCGGGAGGGUGAGACCGUUACUGGUUUAAUUUUAUUACAAACAAAUUCCGAUUUAAAACAUGAUGGAAUAUUUCUGACAAUGGAAGGAGCAGUCAAUCUACAGCUGAGUUCAAAAACUGUUGGCAUUUUUGAAGCAUUUUAUAAUUCAGUCAAACCAAUACAAUUAAUUCAGUACACAGUGGAAGUAGUUCCAGCAGGUAAAAUUCCAAGUGGAAAAACAGAAAUACCAUUUGAACUGUCAGUGAAACCUCGAGGCACUAAAACUCUUUAUGAAACUUAUCAUGGGGUGUUUGUAAAUAUUCAGUAUAUGAUUCGGUGUGACAUCAAAAGGAGUUUUCUUGCAAAAGAUGUCAGUAAAUCACUUGAAUUCAUAGUAGAAGAUAAGCCUGUGAAAAAAACUAAUAAGGAGUCAAAUAAGACUAUAUUUUUUAAAAUCAAACCAGAAUCUCUUCAAAAUACGAGGGACAGAUCAAUUGUUCCAAGAUUUUGUAUUGCUGGAAAAAUAAAUUCAUUGUAUUGCAAACUGUCUGAACCAUUAACAGGUGAAGUUGUUGUAGAUCAUUGUGAAGCUGUGAUUAAAUCCAUUGAGUUGCAAUUAGUAAGGGUAGAAACUUGUGGAUGUGCUGAAGGAUAUUCAAGAGAUGCAACUGAAAUACAAAAUAUACAAAUUGGAGAAGGAAAUGUAUGUGCUGGUCUUGGUAUACCAAUUCAUAUGAUUUUUCCUAGACUAUUUACUUGUCCUACUUUGAGUACUAGUAACUUUAAAGUUGAAUUUGAAGUAAACCUAAUUGUUGUAUUUGAAGAUGAUUACCUUGUGACAGAAAAUUUUCCUAUAAUUUUGACGAGGCACUAAUUUGUUUUUACUUCAAAUAGUUUGUUAACUGUACAGUUUUUAUUAUACAUAU